This is a messenger RNA of Procambarus clarkii (red swamp crayfish), 996 nucleotides long. Its product is annotated as serine/arginine repetitive matrix protein 1-like. The record is from RefSeq and is a predicted model, not a curated record. NCBI's taxonomy places the organism in Eukaryota, Metazoa, Arthropoda, Malacostraca, Decapoda, Cambaridae.
AUGUCAAGACCCAAGGUCAAGACCCAAGGUCAAGACCCCAGGUCAAGACCCCAUGUCAAGACCCCAUGUCAAGAUCACAUGUCAAGACCCCAGGUCAAGACCCUAGGUCAAGACCCCAUGUCAAGACCCCAGGUCAAGACCCCAGGUCAAGACCCCAGGUCAAGACCCCAGGUCAAGACACCAGGUCAAGACACCAGGUCAAGACCCCAGGUCAAGACCCAAGGUCAAGACCCCAGGUCAAGACCCCAGGUCAAGACCCCAGGUCAAGACACCAGAUCAAGACCCCAGGUCAAGACCCCAGGUCAAGACCCCAGGUCAAGACCCCAGGUCAAGACCCCAGGUCAAGACCCCAGAUCAAGACCCCAGGUCAAGACCCCAGGUCAAGACCCCAGGUCAAGACACCAGAUCAAGACCCCAGGUCAAGACCCCAGGUCAAGACCCCAGGUCAAGACCCCAGGUCAAGACACCAGGUCAAGACCCCAGGUCAAGACCCCAGGUCAAGACACCAGGUCAAGACCCCAGGUCAAGACCCAAGGUCAAGACCCCAGGUCAAGACCCCAGGUCAAGACCCCAGGUCAAGACACCAGAUCAAGACCCCAGGUCAAGACCCCAGGUCAAGACCCCAGGUCAAGACCCCAGGUCAAGACACCAGAUCAAGACCCCAGAUCAAGACCCCAGGUCAAGACCCCAGGUCAAGACCCCAGGUCAAGACCCCAGGUCAAGACCCCAGGUCAAGACCCCAGGUCAAGACCCAAGGUCAAGACCCUAGAUCAAGACCCUAUAUCAAGACACCAGAUCAAGACCCCAGGUCAAGACCCCAGGUCAAGACCCCAGGUCAAGACCCCAGGUCAAGACCCCAGGUCAAGACCCCAGGUCAAGACCCCAGAUCAAGACCCCAGGUCAAGACACCAGAUCAAGACCAGUGUUGCCGGGUCUGGUCUUGGCUCCUUCUCCCCACCAAUAUUGCCUCGGAUUACUGAAGAAGUCUUCAACUAA